This is a messenger RNA of Anolis carolinensis (green anole), 4537 nucleotides long. It is a transcript of the gene plin2, whose product is annotated as perilipin 2. The coding region runs from base 97 to 1569 and encodes 490 amino acids. The record is from RefSeq and is a predicted model, not a curated record. Gene Ontology annotation, cellular component: cytosol; lipid droplet. Gene Ontology annotation, biological process: lipid storage; positive regulation of triglyceride storage. The transcript has 9 exons. Lineage: Eukaryota; Metazoa; Chordata; Lepidosauria; Squamata; Anolidae.
GAGCUCUAUGGCUGGCUAUGAGUGGCAGUGGCAGCAGGGACAUUGAUAUGAUCCAUUCCCAUUCCUAGCACCGAUGAGAACAGGGAAAGGGUGUUGAUGGGAUCAGGCCGAACUGGACUCGAUCCUCCUGCACAGACUACGCCGAAGUCCAGGGAUACACAAGUUUCUAACAAACUUGGGAAUAUCCUCCAACUAUGCUCAAAACUCCAAAACGUUCAAGGCUACAACAUGGCGGUAGUGUCAACCAAUGCACAGCAGAAUGUGGUCUCCCGGGUAGCUAGCCUUCCGUUGGUGAGUUCGACUUAUGAUAUGGUUUCCUCGGCUUAUGUCAGCACAAAAGAUAACCAUCCCUACCUGAAGUCUGUAUGCGAGAUAGCAGAAAAAGGAGUGAAGACCAUCACUGCUGUGGCCGUGACCAGUGCUCUGCCUAUCAUCCAAAAGCUAGAGCCACAAAUUGCUGUUGCCAACAGCUAUGCUUGUAUAGGACUGGACAAAGUGGAAGAGAGGUUGCCCAUUCUGUAUCAACCAACUGAUAAGGUCGUUGCUAAUGCAAUGGAUGCGGUUGUUGGAGCAAGGGAUGCUGUAACAAUCACUGUGACUGGUGCCAAGGAUACUGUUGCACAAAGAAUUAAUGGAGUUGUUGACCUGACCAAAGGAGCUGUUCAGGACAGUGUGGAGCUGACCAAGUCAGUUGCCAUCGGUAGCAUCAACACUGUCCUGGGGAGCCGGGUGGUGCGCCUUGUGACCAGCGGAGUGGAUAGUGCGCUCAGUCGAUCAGAAACUCUUGUAGACCAGUUCCUCCCACUUACAGAAGAAGAGCUGGAGAAAGAAGCUACAAAGAUGGAAGGAUUUGAAGUUGAAAUUCAAAAGCCAAGUUACUAUGUUCGACUAGGAUCUUUGUCUUCAAAGGUCCGAUCACGUGCCUACCAACAGGCCUUAAGCAAGGUUAGAGAUGCUAAAAUCAAAAGCCAAGAGACAAUUUCUCAACUUAAUUCCACGGUUAAUCUGAUCGAAUAUGCCAGAAAGAAUAUGAAUAGUGCCAACCAGAAACUCCAAGAUGCCCAUCAAAAGCUGUACAAUUCCUGGGUAGAAUGGAGAAAAAACACAAGCCAAAAUGAUGAGGAUGACUUCAAAAGUGCUGAGCACAUUGAAUCACGCACGCUGACGAUUGCACGGAAUCUGACUCAGCAGCUUCAAACCACCUGCCUCACAUUGGUGUCAAGUAUACAGGGUUUGCCACAGAAUAUCCAGGACCAGGUUCAUCACGUUGGGGAAAUGGCAGGCGAAGUCUACCGAAGCUUCCGGUCAGCAUCUUCCUUCCGUGAAGUGUCUGACAAUCUCAUUACCACCAGUAAAGGGCAACUGAAGAAAAUGAAGGAAUCACUGGAUGAUGUGAUGGAUUACCUUGUAAACAACACGCCCCUCAACUGGCUGGUUCCAGACUUCACCAUCACAGACUUGUCUUCUGAAUCUGACGAGAUACCAGACAUCUUGGCUUUGGAUGAGGAAGGACAGCCUGACUAUUCACGCACAAAUGGCCCAGUCAUCACAGGACAAAGGGCGGAAUAGACUCCAAGCACAAAACAGACUAUUCUUUCAGUUUAUACUAUGUUCAUGCACACUUUCUAACUUACCUGCCUGCUUUUUGGAAUGAAAUUGUUUAGUUCUUGUUGUUUGUAUCAUUUAGAUAAUCUUUUUUUUUUUGACUUUUCAUUAUGAUGAAAGACACACUGAUUUAACAUUUUAGCAGGGAUAAAAUACCAUUUUGUCCUCUGGAAAACUUGUUCAUAGUUGAAACCAAAGCAGCUUUUGGUCUCAAAUAUCCAUUUUAGCCUAUUUCACAAUUUGUCCUAGAACAACACCAGCAAUGGCAAACUGUCGCUCGAAGAUGAAAGCCUGUCUAAAUGAAUGACUAUCCCAUUUUUUUCUCUUACCACUUCCUUGCUCCUUAGUUGACAGAUAGGAGCCCCCAGAUGGCGUAGUGGACUAAGUGACUUGAAGGUUGGGUUGCUGACCUGAAAGCUGCCAGGUUCGAAUCCCACCUGGGGAGAGUGUGGAUGAGCUCCCUCUAUCAGCUCCAGCUCCAUGCGGGGACAUGAGAGAAGCCUCCCACAAGGAUGGUAAAAACAUCAAAACAUCCGGGCGUCCCCUGGGCAACGUCCUUGCAGACGGCCAAUUCUCUCACUCCAGAAGCAACUCCGGUUGCUCCUGACACGAAAAAAAAAAAAAGUUGACCGAUUGAUCUAUUUCAAUUUCCAUUGUCAUACCUGAUUGUGUACAAUAUACUUUUAAAAGAAGUCUACUUUGGGUUCCAAAGAUAUGGCACUAUUUUAUUUUCUGACUUUGGCCCCAUCUACAUUGCCCAGUUAAUGCAGCCCUAAGCUAACUUGAAACUGUGGUGGCUAUAAAAUGCACACCACCAAUGCAUACUGCAACAUUUUUAUUUUUAUUUCCAACAUUUAUAUCCCGCCCUUCUCACCCGAAAGGACAUGGAUAUACUACGCAUUAAAGAAAGUUACAGGAAAGUGCAAGUUAAACUUUUUAAUGUGUUAUAGGAGAUGCCACAUAUUUCAAUGUGGAGCACAUUGUAAACAGCAGUCCUUGCUGAAGUGUUUUGUAGAAUUUGCAAUGAGGGAAUUGCCAAAAAUGCCCCAAGGAUAUAGUUGGCUAGCAAGGGGAAAAUUGACCCCCUGGAAGAGGUAAUUGAUUAUCUCAAUUCUUGUUAUUUUCACCCUUCUUUCCACCUCCUAUGCUUCCUUAGCAUCUCUCUUGGAAAUGGGGGAAAUAAACCUUCCAAACUGGUUUCAAGCUGCAGUAAAUGGUCAGUGUAGAAAGGCCCAAAUCUUCCAAUAUUGCAGCAAAGCACAAGCUAGGUCUGUUAGUAAAGUAAUAAACUUCAAUGGAGACUUCAAACUAUAGGUUACUAUCAUUCAGGGGUGCACAACCAAUUGCCAUUGGCCUUUUCCUGGACAAUCCUGAAAGCCAAGAGGUUCCCACCACAGUUUUUCCACAUGGGCUACAUGGAAGAAAAUGAAAAUGUUACUCAUUGACUUUCAGAAUUGCUCUUUUUUGCCACAAAUAGGGACAGAGAACUCAUAAGUGGAUCAUCUUGCUGGACAGAAGAGACUUUCAUGUCCUCACAUACAACCCUAGGUCUCUGCAAGCAGGCAAGGAGUGUUUAAACCUCACCAUCACUUCAUGCUGGAAUUAGUACGUGCUAGACUUCCAAAUCCAGCCGACACUCCUCUUGUAGUCUAGAAGAGUCGGCCAUAAUUCAUCAUUCAGUCUUAAAAGGGAAGUUCUUCUAUAUGUAACAAUUCCCUGUGAUAGAAAUAAGUAUGCUAAGGAGGCUAGAUCAGAAUUGUUCUUUCUUUACCUGUUAAUCAGGAAGGAAGAGCAUGAAAUCAUGGGAAACCCUACCAGAGGUAAAAUAGUCCAGUCCAGUAACAGCUUUGUGAUCUCAUUAAGAAUUACUGUAUAUAGGUAAAGGUAACGGUUUUCCCCUGACAUGAAAUCUAGUCGUGUCCGACUCUGGGGGUUGGUGCUCAUCUCCAUUUCUAAGCCGAAGAGCCGGUGUUGUCUGUAGAUGCCUCCAAGGUCAUGUGGCCGGCAUGACUGCAUGGAGUGCCAUUACCUUCCAGCCGGAGCAGUACCUCACAUUGGUAUGUUUUCAAACUGCUUGGUUGGCAGAAGCUGGGGCUAACAGCAGGAACUCACCCCACUCCCCACCGACCUUUUGAUCGGCAAGAUCAGCAGCUCAGCGGUUUAAUCCGCUGCGCCAUUGAGGGCUCCCACUGUAUAUAUUCACAUGUAAAUCUAGAAAUUUUGUCAAAAAAUCAUUCCCCCCCCCCAAAUGAAUCUACUUAUCUACAGGUCAGUGUAAGUAUUGUACCUUUACUCUUAUCAAAGAGGGAACUACCCACUUCUUGGAGUAGAGGGGUGAAAGGCAAGAGCUUUGUUUAGUGAGAACCUUUAAAAAGUACAGACUCCCUUUAAUUUCACCACUAUGGGGCCAUUUUUGGCCUUUUUGAAUGCCUGGACAGGGAAAUGGUGGUGGUAGUCAGGGGCAGCUGGUCCCCUUUCACACAAAUAACAAAUGUAAUAACAUGCAAGAGAAGAUAGGAAAGGAAUAUGGAUGUGAAUGAGAAAGCUUCUCUGGAUGCUAUAUAUAUCUACUUAGCCCACAUUUGUUUCAAGAGGUAUGUAUCAUUGGUCUAAUUUGCCAACUAAUCCCUAAUUUCUUUGUACAAAUAUAAAGAAAAAUAAUAAUCAGACUUACCUAGCUGAAUACUAACAUCAAAUGUUGCAUCCUGUUGAAGAUGUCACUUCAAAGUUAUUAACAGUUUUAUUAUUAUGAGGACGUGGGGAUAUUCUCUGGUGCUAAUUUAGUAGAGUAGGUUCACAAAUCUGGAAUCAAGAUACUUUCUAGCAUGAACUGGACAACUCUACUCUAAAAUAAUGUCAGAUGUAAUCUUGCUAUUUCUAAGGACUAGUCACUGAAAUGCCUUGCAAAUAAAGUUUGAGCUAUAUAAUUUGA